CUGGGGAGACACGCGCUUUCUGCUUUUCUGCUUGGCUGCUGGCUCUGCUCCAGCAUCCCCUCUGUGCCUCUUGUGUGCUCUCCUCCACCCCCACCCACCCCUCCAGCCUAUGCCUCCCCCUGAGGGGUCUGUUGGCCAGCCUGCUUCCCUGGCUGUUGCUGUUGCUACUGCUGCUGGAGCAGUGGAGCUGUUUGACAGUACGCUGCUGCGCCGCUACUGCGCCGCUACUGCGCCGCUACUGCUCUGCCUCGCUUCUCCUCUCUGCCUUUCGCCUCACACUCUGCUUUGCAGGAUAAUCACCAGUGAGUCUGCCAGAGACAGCGACAGAGGACAGGAGGGGAGAGAGGCAGAGAGACAGAGAGCCUGUACUCUUUAUUCAACUGCUGCAUUCUUCAGUCUGUCUUUUCCUCUGUUUUCCUGGGCUGCUUGAGUGCAGUGCAGAGAACAACUGGACGGGAGUGAGCUCCCUGAAGGAAUUUAUCCUCCCCUCUUUGCGCUUCCUCCCUCUGUUCAUUCCUGGGACAGAGUGCAGAAGAGGAGAGAAGAGGGAGGGACUGGGAGCAGGACUUCAGACUCUGCCUUCAGCUGCACGGCUCAGUGUCCCACCUUGCUCCAGAGACGCGUGAGACAAACGCACAGAGACACACGCCUAUUUGCAUAGAUUAGACACAGCUCAGGCUGACCAGACUAGCAGACAGGGGGACAGACUGACAAAAACACACAUUCUGUUAAUACAGAGAGACAGACAAGACCACAGACAGACAGACAGACAGACAGGGGGUGUCAUGGCGUCAGUGGACAGCACCGGUUCAAGUGUCUCUGGUCGGCUGAGAUCAGGGGAUCUACUUCAUGCUGGUCUGGCAGUUGCACUGCUGCUCGGUGUAUGGAGUGUUGGUGGACUGGAGGUCUCAACAGGUAAAGUGUCUUCAGUUGAAGCAAUGAACGGCUCCACAGUUCUGCUGCCCUGCACCUACUCCUCCUGUAUUGGCAUCAAAAACCUUCACUUCAACUGGCACUAUAAUGACAAUGGAACCAUGAUCAAGUUAUGUGCAGCAGAGAUCCCCAUGGAGGGUGUGGAGCCCAGGGUCAGCGUGUACCAUGAACGUGUGGAGUUUGUCGGCUCCUCAAAGAGCAACAACAUCUCCAUCCUGCUGUGGAACAUCACCUUUGAGGAUCAAGGAGAGUACAUCUGUUUCGCCAGAAACCCAAAAGAGAAGAACCGCAACCACAGUGCUACCUUCACUCUAAUAGUCGUGAACCAAAUGAAGGAAGUUGACAAUACUUUGACAGUCAUCAUUGUCUCAGUGCUGGGUGGAGUCAUUGGCUUAGUUAUCAUUGUCAUGGUGAUAAAAGCCUUGGUUGUUCACUUCCUGCUGAAGGAUGAUGAGAAAAAUAAAGAGUGCCUGGUGAGCUCCUCAGGGAAUGACAACACAGAAAAUGGACUUUCAGGAGCCAAAGCUGACAACAAAGGGACACCAAAGGCAUGAGCGAAAUGCAAAGUAUGUCCGUAUGUUUGUAUAUAUGUUAGACAAAUGUACACGCUCAGAGAAAAUGCUGUUAUCAGUGGACUGUUUUAUCUUACUAGCGGCUAACUAAUACAACAUGUAAAUGUCUCUUUUAAAUCAUGCUUGAGAUUUGGGAAGUGUGAAAUGUGCGUAGGCCUGGAUCACUCCCUCACUUACAUGGCAGCCCAUUUGUUACACAGUGUCCAGCCUCUGUUAUCAAAUUCUGCUCUAUAUCUUACUGAACCUCACACUUACUCUACAGAGC
This is a messenger RNA of Toxotes jaculatrix (banded archerfish), 1770 nucleotides long. RefSeq names its product sodium channel subunit beta-4-like. Gene Ontology annotation, molecular function: transmembrane transporter binding; sodium channel regulator activity. Gene Ontology annotation, cellular component: membrane; voltage-gated sodium channel complex. The record is from RefSeq and is a predicted model, not a curated record. The coding region runs from base 786 to 1487 and encodes 233 amino acids. Gene Ontology annotation, biological process: regulation of ventricular cardiac muscle cell membrane repolarization; regulation of sodium ion transmembrane transporter activity; cardiac muscle cell action potential involved in contraction. Lineage: Eukaryota; Metazoa; Chordata; Actinopteri; Toxotidae. The transcript is spliced from 5 exons.